Oryzias latipes (Japanese medaka) is the source of this 2012-nucleotide messenger RNA. Its product is annotated as tubulin beta-4B chain. Gene Ontology annotation, cellular component: microtubule. Gene Ontology annotation, molecular function: GTPase activity; GTP binding; structural constituent of cytoskeleton. Gene Ontology annotation, biological process: microtubule-based process. The record is from RefSeq and is a predicted model, not a curated record. Lineage: Eukaryota; Metazoa; Chordata; Actinopteri; Beloniformes; Adrianichthyidae.
UUUUUAACGCUAGCAACGGGUGUUCAGUUGUGAGGUCAAUUUCCUGCAGGAGUGCUUGUUGGAGUACUUGUUCGGUAUUAAGUUCCCUUAUUUCCGCAAAAAUGAGAGAAAUUGUUCAUCUACAGGCAGGCCAAUGCGGUAACCAAAUUGGAGCAAAGUUCUGGGAAGUGAUUAGUGACGAGCAUGGCAUUGAUCCCACUGGAACCUACCGUGGGGACAGCGAGCUGCAGCUGGAGCGAAUCAACGUCUAUUACAACGAGGCAUCAGGUGGCAAGUAUGUCCCUCGUGCUGUGUUGGUUGACUUGGAGCCGGGUACAAUGGACUCUGUGAGGUCUGGCCCCUUUGGUCAGAUCUUCAGACCCGACAACUUUGUGUUUGGUCAGAGCGGAGCCGGUAAUAACUGGGCCAAAGGCCACUACACUGAGGGAGCUGAGCUGGUGGACUCGGUUCUGGAUGUGGUUAGAAAGGAGGCAGAGAGCUGUGACUGCCUCCAGGGUUUCCAACUCACACACUCCCUGGGUGGAGGCACGGGAUCCGGCAUGGGCACACUCCUCAUCAGCAAGAUCCGAGAGGAGUAUCCAGACCGGAUCAUGAACACUUUCAGUGUGGUUCCCUCACCUAAGGUGUCGGAUACCGUGGUGGAGCCUUACAACGCCACGCUCUCUGUCCACCAGCUGGUGGAGAACACGGAUGAAACCUUCUGCAUAGAUAACGAGGCGCUGUAUGACAUCUGCUUCCGCACCCUGAAGCUCACCACACCCACUUACGGGGAUCUCAACCACCUGGUCUCGGCCACCAUGAGCGGCGUGACCACCUGCCUGCGCUUUCCCGGUCAGCUCAAUGCUGACCUGAGGAAGCUUGCAGUCAACAUGGUGCCCUUCCCCAGACUGCAUUUCUUCAUGCCCGGCUUCGCACCUUUGACCAGCCGAAGCAGUCAGCACUACAGGGCUCUGACUGUCCCAGAACUUACCCAACAAAUGUUUGAUGCAAAGAACAUGAUGGCGGCCUGCGACCCACGCCACGGUCGGUACCUCACCGUUGCAGCCAUCUUCAGAGGCCGCAUGUCCAUGAAGGAGGUGGACGAGCAGAUGUUGAAUGUGCAGAACAAGAACAGCAGCUAUUUUGUGGAAUGGAUCCCCAACAAUGUCAAAACAGCCGUCUGCGACAUUCCUCCACGGGGCCUCAAGAUGGCCGCCACCUUUAUCGGUAACAGCACUGCCAUUCAGGAGCUGUUCAAACGGAUUUCGGAGCAGUUCACUGCCAUGUUCAGACGCAAGGCCUUUCUGCACUGGUACACUGGUGAAGGGAUGGAUGAGAUGGAGUUCACUGAGGCUGAGAGCAACAUGAACGACCUGGUGUCAGAGUACCAGCAGUACCAGGACGCCACUGCUGAGGAAGAGGGAGAAUUCGAGGAGGAAGGAGAAGACGAGCUGGCCUAGAAGCUAGCGUCAAUUCUAAUUUAUCCAACAUGUUCAAGCAAGGAAACCGUUAGGUAGUUGUAGUUUUAGGUGAGCACUUUUUCUGAUUUAGAGUAGUACCACUUUGUCAAAAUGUAAGCGGUGUGUAGAAGCUUCAUCAGGUGUCUGCUCUGCAGGCAAGCUUCACCACAAAUAAGUGAUGGGUUGGGGUGGGGGGGUUCCUGUGUUCCUCUGCAUGUUCUCGUUUUUCCCAUCCCCCUUAAUGAGCGCAUUGGUUCAGCAUGAUUUGAAUCCGAUCUGUUUGACUAAAGUUAAUAAAAAAAGCAAAACAUGCAGGGCUUUUUCUGCUGAUCCUCACUCAGUGAUGUUGGAUCCUCACAACAAUCUGUCUAAUCCAAUCUCUUCUCAAAAAAACUGGUUUGGACUGAAUUUAUUUUGUACGUUCACCUUAGUGACACAAUUUUAGUCUCUUCAGAGUCUAAACCCAAAAGCUUUAAUCAUAAAGCAUCACCGUUGAUGUAUUCUGGCUGAAUUUAACUUGGUGUUUCAUCUCAUGUAAAAGUACUUCAAUAAAAAUUCUUCCUUCUGAGAAAA